Cuscuta campestris is the source of this 2252-nucleotide messenger RNA. Lineage: Eukaryota; Viridiplantae; Streptophyta; Magnoliopsida; Solanales; Convolvulaceae. The record is from the annotation of a GenBank genome assembly.
AUCUCUUUAUUAUUAUAAAAGUAAAACUAUGUUUAUUUUGAUUCCAUAUCCCAAUGGGGUUGAAAUUAUAAUGAAAUUGCAGAAGAUUGGUGUAUCGCAAUGUUGACUUAAUAAAAAAUGGACUGAUUCACAAACUUAACGCUCAGUAUUUCAUUGAGAGAAAAAAAGAAAAGGAACAAUAAAUAGCUUUAUGAACGGAGCUUUUCACCAGAUCUUGAGUAGAAGGAGCUCAGUGAGAUUGGAAUGGUUAAUCCGAGCUCUCUCGCAUCCAAGCGAAAUGCGCGGCCGUUCCGGCUUCUGAACGUGGUCUCGGCAGCCUUCUUCGCCGCCGUCUUCGUUUUCUUCUUCUUCGUCUUUACCCGUCUCGGCGAUUCCUCCGGGCGAAAACCUAAUUCCCGCUCCUCCGUCGAUCCUCGGCAGCGCAGCCGCCUCGUGGAGGUCAUAGAGGCUGGGCGGCUGUCUUCCCCUCUCCCGGCCUGCCCUGCCGCUGAUGUCGACCACAUGCCAUGCGAAGACCCGAAAAUCAACAGCCAGCUCAGUAGAGAGAUGAAUUACUAUAGGGAGAGGCAUUGCCCUUUGCUGGAGCAAACGCCGCUCUGCUUGAUUCCACCCCCUCAAGGUUACCGCGUUCCCGUCCGGUGGCCGGAAAGUUUGCAUAAAAUAUGGCAUGAAAAUAUGCCUUACAACAAAAUAGCUGACAGGAAAGGGCACCAAGGAUGGAUGAAAAAAGAGGGUCCAUACUUUAUCUUUCCUGGUGGUGGCACUAUGUUCCCAGAUGGAGCUGUGCAGUACAUUAAUAAACUCAAGCGAUAUAUUCCUAUAGCUGGUGGUGUUUUGCGGACUGCUCUUGAUAUGGGAUGUGGGGUUGCCAGCUUUGGUGGUUACCUACUUACUGAAGACAUAUUGACCCUUUCUUUUGCUCCAAGAGAUUCACAUAAAGCACAAAUACAAUUUGCAUUGGAACGAGGAGUACCUGCAUUUGUUGUCAUGCUUGGGACUCAAAGACUCCCCUUUCCUGCCUUUGCAUUUGAUUUGGUGCAUUGUUCUAGAUGCUUGAUUCCUUUUACGGCAUAUAACGCGUCAUACUUCCUUGAAGUUGACCGAUUACUACGUCCAGGAGGCUACUUUGUCAUCUCUGGCCCUCCUGUGCAGUGGCCUAAAGAAGAUAAGCAGUGGGCACAGCUCCAAGGUGUUGCUAGAUCAAUGUGUUAUGAACAGGUUGUUGUGGAAGGAAACACUGCCAUCUGGAAAAAGCCCAAAGGGGAUGCAUGUUUUCCAAACCAAAAUGAUUUUGGGAUCAAAUUGUGUGAAUCUGAUGACCCAAGUGUUGCCUGGUAUUUCAAGCUGAAACCAUGUCUCAGCAGGACAUCUUCUGUGAAAGGACAAUAUGGUGUUGGCACAAUACCGAGAUGGCCUGAGAGGCUGGUUAAAGCUUCUUCAAGAGCCACUGUAUUAGAAAAUGGUGUGGAUGUUUUUGACGCUGACACUAGAAGAUGGGAAAUGACAGUAGCAUAUUAUAAGAAAUCACUAAACUUGAAAUUAGGAACUCCAUCCGUGCGGAAUGUGAUGGACAUGAAUGCAUUUUUGGGUGGCUUUGCUGCCGCAUUAGUGUAUGAUCCUAUUUGGGUUAUGAAUGUCGUUCCUGCUCUCUCUCGUCCCUUAACUCUUGAUGUCAUUUAUGAUAGAGGCCUUAUUGGAGUUUACCAUGAUUGGUGCGAGCCCUUCUCAACUUACCCUCGGACUUAUGAUCUAAUUCAUGUGGCUGCUAUUGAUUCCCUCAUAGCGGAUCACAAUUCUGGGAAGAAAAGGUGUAACCUAGUCGAUCUGAUGGUGGAAAUGGAUAGAAUGCUACGACCAGAAGGGACGGUCAUAAUCCGGGAUUCGCCCGAAGUGAUAAAUAGAACCGAACACAUUGCUCGCGCUAUAAGGUGGACAGUAAGGAUUCACGAGAAAGAGGGACCCGCGGAGUCUCCCGGGGUGGAGAAAAUCCUGGUAGCAACCAAGAAACUUUCCAGUUGAUGAUCAUCUGACUUAAUAAUUCACUAAUCCGGAGUUUAUUCUUUCUUUUUCUUGUACUUUGUGACAUUAACUGGUGCGUUUUUUUGAGAGAAUUAUAGUGCGGGAAUGUACAUGUAUUAUUUGUCACAGUUCAUGUUUGAACACGCACAAGAAUGUUGCUAUUGUUAUGAUUCUUAAAUCAUACUCCGGGGUAUUUAGUUUAGUGAAAUUUGCAAUAAAUAGGACUAAAACAU